Molecule: messenger RNA, 2301 nt
Organism: Limanda limanda (common dab)
Lineage: Eukaryota; Metazoa; Chordata; Actinopteri; Pleuronectiformes; Pleuronectidae
Gene: sema3h
Product: sema domain, immunoglobulin domain (Ig), short basic domain, secreted, (semaphorin) 3H
Exons: 18
Coding region: 1-2301 (766 amino acids)
Biological process (GO): negative regulation of axon extension involved in axon guidance; motor neuron axon guidance; negative chemotaxis
Molecular function (GO): semaphorin receptor binding; neuropilin binding; chemorepellent activity
Source: RefSeq, a predicted model, not a curated record
AUGUUUUGGCCAGUAGCGGCGGUUCUGCUCGCCCACCUCGGGUCCACCUUAACGGAGGCAUGGAGAGCAUCUCAGCCAAGACUGCAGUUCACACACUCCGAGCUGAUCCAGAACGGCCGCCUGCUGAUGCUGCCCCUAGUGGCCGGAGACCUGCACUCCCUGCUGCCCGACGAAGAUGGGAGGCGUCUGUACGUGGCCAUGAAAGAUAACCUGCUGUCUACCGGUCUGGACGACAUCACACAGAACCCUAGCAAGCUGUACUGGCCAGCCAGUCCGGACCGCGUCCAGGAAUGUCUCAUGGCUGGGAAGGAUCCAGAGUUGGAGUGUGCCAACUUCCUGCGAGUUCUGCAGCCUUUUAAUCAGACUCAUCUGUACGUAUGUGGCACCGGGGCCUUCAACCCUCGCUGUGCUCUCGUCGCUACCAGCGUCUUCCAGCGGUCAGAGCACCAGACUCUCUCCUACAGCCAGACAGAGUGUGGGAAGGGCAAAUGCCCUUACGAUCCGUUCCAGAAAACAGCCUCUGCUGUUGUUGAUGGAGAACUGUAUGCUGGGAUCACCUCAGACUUCAUGAGCAGGGACUCUGCCUUCUUCCGCAGUCUGGGCAGCCGCCAUGUCAUCCGCACUGAGCAGUACGACUCCACCUGGCUGCAGAAUGCCCAGUUUGUACGGGUAGCGCCACUGUCUGAAACUGAUAACCCAGAAGAUGAUAAGGUCUACGUGUUCUUCACUGAGCGCGCUCAGGAGGCAGAAGGGGCUGCUGGGAAAGUGCUCUACUCCAGGGUGGCGCGUGUGUGCAAGAAUGACAUUGGCGGCCAGAGGAGUUUAGUUAAUAAGUGGAGUACCUUCCAAAAGGCUCGCAUGGUGUGCUCGGUCCCAGGACCAGACGGCCUGCAGACGCACUUUGACCAGCUGCAGGACAUCUUUAUCCUGCAGGGGAAAGACAAGAAGAACCCUCUCAUCUACGGCCUGUUCACCACAUCGAGUGAUAUUCUGAACGGUUCGGCUGUGUGCGUUUACCGGAUGGAGGAUGUCGUUCGGGCUUUUAAGGGAAAUUUCUUACACAAGGAGGGGCCUCAGUAUAAGUGGGCAGAGUUUACAGGCAAGGUGCCCUACCCACGACCAGGAACUUGUCCAAGCAGCACAUAUGGAAGCUACAGUUCGACCAGAGAGUAUCCUGACGACGUCAUCUUCUUCAGCAGGACACACCCACUGUUGCAGGAAAAUGUGCUACCACUGGGAGAGCGCCCACUCCUGGUGAGAGUUGGUGUCCACUACAAGUUCACCAAAUUGCUGGUGGACCGAGUGGAGGCGGUGGACGGCACCUAUGAUGUUCUGUUCAUCGGCACAGACUCUGGUCUGGUUCUGAAAGCCAUCCAUCUGCCCAGAGAACACGGGCAGAGUCAUGAGGUCACUCUGGAGCAGCUCCAGGUCUUUCAGCACAAAUCACCUGUAACAGCCAUGACACUCUCAAAGAAAAAGCAGUGGUUGUUUGUGGGCUCCAGGGAGGGUGUGUCCCAGCUCGCCCUGUACCAGUGUGAGUUGUACGGUCAGGCGUGUGCCGAGUGCUGCCUGGCCAGAGAUCCCUACUGCACCUGGGACGGACACGCCUGCAGCCCCUACAUGCCCACUGUGCGCAGGAGGAAUGCUCGUCAUUUAGGGGAGGAAGAGGAUCCGCUCACUCAGUGUGUCAGACAGGGAGCCGUGCUGCAGGUGGAGGCGGAGCAGAGGGUGAUGAUGGUUGCUGAGGGUAACAGCACCUACCUGGAGUGUCUCCCUCGAUCCAGACAUGCUGCUGUUACCUGGUACAAACAGGCUGGAGAGAACAGUCCUGAACUAAACCAGCUGGUAACAGGUGACCAGCUGGUGGUUAUCGAGCGGGGUGUUCUGAUUCGUCGAGCCGAGCUGUCUCACGGCGGGGUCUACCACUGCCAGGUGGAGGAGCAUGGCUACCACUGGACCGCCGUCACUGUUCGUCUCGCCGUCUGGAGCUCUUCUGCCAACCACCUGUUCGCUUCCUGGUCCGGCUCAUCCUAUCAGAGCAGGGGACCCAAGCCCUGGUACGAGGACGUGAUGGCGCUGAUUCACCCGGGAAAUCUCGGCCAGCACUGCAGGGCCCUGGGAUACCGCCCCCCGCGCAGCCACCGUCGUCAUGGUGACAUGAUGGUGGAGCCAAACAAGGAGAAAGAGAGAGGAGAAAGGCACAAGCAUGGGGGAGGAGGAGGAGGAGGAGGAGGGGGAGGAAGAGCAGCAGGGAGGAAGAGCAGGAGCAAGCCUCAGCAGAGGGCGCCAAGAAGCGCUUGA